AUGCACCGCUCCCCCCGAAGCCCCGGCCCCGCUGCUGCAGCCUCGACCCGGGACGGAGGAGGAGGAGGCGGCGGCGGCGGCGGCGGAGGGACGCGCGCAGCCUCCCGGAGCAGACGGCACCUGGAGGGCCCGCUCAGGAAAUACACCAACCUGCUCCACGGAUGGCAGAGCCGGUUCUUCGUGCUGGACCCAGACUCCGGGCAGCUGUGGUACUACCUCAGUGCCGCCAGCAGGGGGCAGCAGGCUCCUCGGGGGGCUCUGUCUGUGGAGGGGGCCCGGGUCUGCUCCAGUCCGGACCAUCCCUUCAUGUUCACGGUGCAGUCCAGCGCUGGAGACGUCUACAAACUCAGAGCGAGAGACGCCCAAGAGCAGGAAGUGUGGAUGACACAACUACAACUGUGCUCCAGACACUCCGAGUGCACCAACCAGAGUGUCCCUGUCCACAGAGCGUCCCUGUCCACAGAGUAUCCCUGUCCACAGAGUGUCCCUGUCCACAGAGUCUCCGUCCCUGUCCACAGAGCGUCCCUGUCCCUGUCCACAGAGUGUCCCUGUCCACAGAGCGUCCCUGUCCACAGAGUGUCCCUGUCCCUGUCCACAGAGCGUCCCUGUCCACAGAGUGUCCCUGUCCCUGUCCAGAGCGUCCCUGUCCUGUCCACAGAGUGUCCCUGUCCACAGAGCGUCCCUGUCCGCAGAGUGUCCCUGUCCACAGAGCGUCCCUGUCCACAGAGCAUGUCCUGUCCCUGUCCACAGAGCGUCCCUGUCCACCGAGUGUCCCUGUCCCUGUCCACACUGCGCCCUGUCCCUAGCGUCCCUGUCCCUGUCCACAGAGCGUCCCUGUCCACCGAGUGUCCCUGUCCCUGUCCACACUGCGCCCUGUCCCUGUCCACAGAGCGUCCCUGUCCACAGAGUGUCCCUGUCCCUGUCCACAGAGCGUCCCUGUCCACAGAGCGCCCUGUCCCUGUCCACAGAGUGUCCCUGUCCACAGAGCGUCCCUGUCCACAAGCGUCCCUGUCCCUGUCCACAGAGUGUCCCUGUCCACAGAGCGUCCCUGUCCACAGAGUGUCCCUGUCCACAGAGCGUCCCUGUCCACAGAGCGUCCCUGUCCACAGAGCGUCCCUGUCCCUGUCCACAGAGUCCCUGUCCCUGUCCACAGAGUGUCCCUGUCCACAGAGCUUGUCCACAGAGCGUCCACGUCCCUGCCACAGAGUGUCCCUGUCCCUGUCCACAGUUUUGAGUCCAGUAGAACCACAGAAAACCCCCCAGACGUCGCUGGAGCCUCAGCCCAGACGAGGGCCUCUCUCUGGGGACGAGGACCUGCUGCUCUUUAAAAGCCCGUCGUCUCUGAGCUGCCUGGGCCGAUGUCUCAGUCUGUUCCACCAAAACCUCCACCGAACCCCCAACCAGCUCCAGAGCCCCGGUCUGGAACCCGACUCUCCCCUGGACCGAGCGCCGUCCCUGGGUCAGCCGAGGCCCAGCAUCCCCCUCAACCACGUGGAGCCUGGAGGUCUGGUCCAGGCCAAUCACAGCCCAGCGCCGGGAAACAAACCGGGAGGCGGACUCAGCUACCACCAAACACAAGCACGCACAAGAGCCGAUAGUCCGGGCUGCUCUCGACCUCCUUCUGAAAAGCACCAGAGAAACAGCACAGCGCCCCGUGUGUCCAACUCCAGAACCAGCAGAGCACCAGCACAAAGCACAGAGGGAGCAGACGUGAGCGAUGAGGCCACAGACACGGAGGACAACGAGGAAGAGGAGCUGGGAGUUUUGGACGAACAGAGGAGCAUCAUCAUCCACCUUCUGUCUCAGCUCAAACUGGGCAUGGACCUGACCAGGGUGGUGCUCCCGACCUUCAUCCUGGAGAAGCGCUCUCUGCUGGAGAUGUACGCCAACUUUCUGUCUCACCCGGACAUGUUCCUGAGCAUCACGUUGGGCAGCAGUCCCGAGGAGCGGAUGGUGCGUGUCCUGGAGUAUUACCUCACCUCCUUCCACGAGGGACGGAAAGGCGCCGUCGCCAAAAAACCCUACAACCCCAUCCAGGGCGAGACCUUCCACUGCUCCUGGAGCGUGCCCCGAGACCGAGUCCGGCCCCUGCGCCAGCCCCCCGCCCCGGGACAGAACGCGGGGGGCACAGGCUCCGCCCACAACGCCAGGGGGAGUGGCCGGGCGGAGGAUUGUUACCGUCUGCGCUUUGUGGCCGAACAGGUCUCGCACCACCCUCCUGUGUCGGGGUUUUACUGCGAGUGUCCGGAGAAGCGCAUGUGUGUGAACGCGCACGUCUGGACCAAGAGCAAGUUCAUGGGCGUGUCUGUGGGCGUGUCCAUGGUCGGAGAGGGGGUGCUGUACCUGCUGGAGCACGGGGAGCAGUAUGUCUUCACGUUGCCCUGUGCGUACGCCCGCUCCAUCCUCACCGUGCCCUGGGUGGAGCUCGGGGGCAAAGUGUCCAUCAGCUGUGCCCAGACUGGGUACUCCUCCUCGGUCACGUUCCACACCAAACCUUUCUACGGAGGCAAAGUCCACAGAGUGACUGCAGAGGUGAGACACAACCACACGGGGGCAGUGGUGUGCCGGGCUCAGGGCGAGUGGAACGGCGUGUUAGAAUUCACCUACAGCAGCGGAGAGACCAAACUCAUCGACACGCACAGACUCCCAGUGACCAGGAAGAGGAUCAGAGCCAUGGACAAGCAGGGCCCCUACGAGUCACGGCGUUUGUGGCAGCACGUGACUGAGGCUCUGAAGGCCGGAAACAUGGAGGUGGCCACAGAACACAAGCACCACCUGGAAGAGAGACAGAGGAACGACGAGAGACAGCGCGCAGCCUCAAAAACGCCCUGGACGCCCAAACACUUCACCAAACAGGGUGAAGGCUGGGUGUACAACAGGCCUCUGUGGGAAACUCACUGACCAAGAUCCAGCUCAAUCUUCAAGGACUAACCACGAAAAUAAAAACUGGGCAAGAGCCAGGCCCGGGCCAGGACUUUCCACAACCAGGAGGACCGAACUGGCCUCAGGAGACCAGAGGACCUACGAAGAGAUACUUGUCAGACCAGGAAGUGCCAAAGAUAAGGAAGUUACUACAAAGUAUAGACUAUUUAAAAGCAGGACUUUAGUAACUUUUUCAAAUCUUAAAUAAAGUAAGUUCGUAACUGUUAAAUGAGUAGUUGUGGGGUAAGUAAAGUGUCCGGGGUUACGGAAGUCUCACCAGUUUUAUGAAUGGGCCCAUUUUACACAAUUUUCUGAUUUAUGUUAUAAUGUUGUUUCCUCGUCAAGAACAUACCUGAAGUUGCAUUUUGUUCAAUUUACACACAUUUAACCCUGCAGAUUUAGACUGAAAACACUUCCACCUUGUGAUGUCGUGAUAAUACAGGAAGUGCUGCACCGUGCUUUUAAACUCCGUACACCUUCACUUGAAUCAUGUGGAUGGUUUGAGCCCUGGAACUACCAAUUUCUACUAAACAAAUGGUAAAAGGAGCUGUUAAGUUGAAAACUACUGUUUCAUGACAUCACAAAGUGGAACAGAACACUUUAAGCUCUGGACUUUAAGCUCAGACUAAUCAUAAAGGAUUACUCAAACAUGUGUGAAUGAAAAAAAAACAACACAACUCCAGAUACGUUUCUGAUCAGGUA
Molecule: messenger RNA, 3624 nt
Organism: Boleophthalmus pectinirostris (great blue-spotted mudskipper)
Lineage: Eukaryota; Metazoa; Chordata; Actinopteri; Gobiiformes; Gobiidae
Product: oxysterol-binding protein-related protein 10-like
Exons: 16
Coding region: 1-2901 (966 amino acids)
Cellular component (GO): membrane; cytosol; intracellular membrane-bounded organelle
Molecular function (GO): cholesterol binding
Source: RefSeq, a predicted model, not a curated record